This is a messenger RNA of Aspergillus melleus, 1236 nucleotides long. RefSeq names its product 3-deoxy-7-phosphoheptulonate synthase (gene ARO3). The record is from RefSeq and is a predicted model, not a curated record. Gene Ontology annotation, cellular component: cytoplasm. Lineage: Eukaryota; Fungi; Ascomycota; Eurotiomycetes; Eurotiales; Aspergillaceae. Gene Ontology annotation, molecular function: 3-deoxy-7-phosphoheptulonate synthase activity. The transcript has 3 exons. Gene Ontology annotation, biological process: aromatic amino acid biosynthetic process. Bases 183 to 1163 code for a protein of 326 amino acids.
AUCAUUCUGAAAUCCUUCAUUCACUUCAUCCUUACCAGACCAAUCUCAAGAGAGAUCUUGUAAACUACUGUUGUCUUGCGCUCUGUUGCUCUUACAUUGAGUACCCCCCCGCUUCUCUCUCUCUCUCUCUCUCUCUCUACACUUCCCUUCCAUCGUGCCCCUCCGUACUCAUCUUCCCCGCCAUGUCUUUCUUCAUUGAGAACCCCAAUGUGGGUGAUCAGGCCAGUCUUGAAGAUUCGAGAAUUCGAGGAUACAAUCCUCUGACACCCCCAAACCUCCUCCAACAUGAGAUCGCCUUGACGGAGAGCUCUCGGAAAACGGUCAUGGAGGGCCGUGAGGAGGCCAUCGCUGUCGUUCACGGUACGGAUACCGACAAGCGUCGCCUGAUGGUCGUCAUCGGACCAUGCUCUAUCCACGACCCCGAAAUGGCCCUCGAGUAUUGCGACCGUCUGUUGAAGAUGAAGGAGAAAUACAAGGACGAGCUAUUGAUCGUCAUGCGAUCCUACCUGGAGAAGCCCCGUACUACCGUUGGCUGGAAGGGUCUCAUCAAUGAUCCAGACAUCGACAACAGCUUCAAGAUCAACAAGGGUUUGCGGACCUCCCGUCAGCUUUUCGUCGACCUGACCAACAAGGGAAUGCCCAUUGCGAGUGAGAUGCUGGAUACUAUCUCGCCUCAGUUCCUGGCCGACUGUCUCUCCGUCGGUGCCGUUGGUGCGCGCACCACCGAAUCGCAGGUCCACCGGGAAUUGGCCUCGGGUCUGUCCUUCCCCGUCGGAUUCAAGAAUGGUACCGACGGUUCUCUGGACGUCGCGGUGGAUGCCAUUGGGUCCGUGAAGCACCCUCACCACUUCCUUUCCGUCACUAAGCCGGGUGUCGUCGCUAUUGUUGGCACUGUCGGUAACCCCGACUGCUUCGUCAUCCUUCGCGGUGGAAAGAAGGGCCCCAACUACAACGCGCAGAGCAUUGCCGAGGCCAAGGCCAAGCUUACCUCGCAGGGGAUGGAGCCCCGUCUGAUGGUUGAUUGCAGCCACGGCAAUUCCGAGAAGAACCACAAGAACCAGCCCAAGGUGGCCGCCGCUCUUGCCGAGCAGAUUGCUGCCGGCGAGACCGCGAUCAUGGGUGUCAUGAUCGAGAGCAACAUCAACGAGGGUAAGUGUGAUUGACACCGGGAUAGAGGGGCAAUGAAUCAUAAGCUAACCCUCUUCUCUUCGUAGGCAACCAGAAGGUGCCGCCCGA